UUGAACAACCUCCACCUCCAACCACAAAGAAUGACGCAUGCAUACAUGCGUCAUUCCCUUUCCCGAUAAGGAACCAAAACCCCUCACCACUACCGCGGCAGCCGCCACCACUUUCUUUUCGACCACUCUCACCGGCCCAACAGAUUGAAGGAGAAUUAACCCAACUAGCUAGCAACUAGAAACAGAGCUCCAUCUAAUCCACAUGGGUAACUGCUGCGUUUCAUCGUCCCCUGCUCACACCACCGCUCUUUCUACCCCAGGGACGUCGACGACGAAUAUAAACCAGAGCAGCAACGAAGUGAGUUCGUCCUCAUCGGGGGCAGCGAGCAGAGGCGGCGGGAGCCAGGAGAAGGAGAGUGGUCAGGUUGGCGGCGAAAUCUUGGCGGCGCACAACCUGAAAGUGUACGGAUUCGAGGAACUGAAGAAGGUGACGAAUAACUUCAGGGCAGAUGGGGUGCUGGGUUUAGGAGGGUUCGGAACGGUGUACAGAGGGUGGGUUGACGAGAAGACGCUGGCGCCGUCCAAGAUCGGAACCGGAAUGGUGGUGGCCAUCAAGAGACUCAACCCAGAGAGUAAGCAGGGUGUUAAAGAGUGGCAGUCAGAGGUGAAUUUUCUUGGAAGGCUUUCCCAUCCAAACUUGGUGAAGUUGUUGGGAUAUUGUUUGGAGGGUGAAGAACUGCUCCUUGUGUAUGAGUUUAUGCCAAAGGGAAGCUUGGAGAUCCAUCUCUUCAAAAGGGUUUCUGCGACUGAACCACUUUCUUGGGACCUGAGGCUCAAUAUAGCCCUAGGUGCAGCCAAGGGCCUGGCUUUUCUGCACAGCUCAGAUAAACAAAUUAUUUACAGAGAUUUUAAGACCCCCAACAUUCUGCUUGAUGAGAACUACAAUGCAAAGCUAGCAGAUUUUGGUCUAGCAAAAUUGGGGCCAUUACCAGGGAACACGCACGUGACUACACAAAUUAUGGGCACACAUGGCUAUGCUGCUCCCGAAUACAUUGCAACAGGUCAUCUGUACGUGAAGAGCGAUGUUUAUGGGUUCGGGGUGGUGUUGCUGGAGUUGCUGACGGGACUGCGCGCAUUCGAAAAAGAUCGUCCGAAGAAGCAGCAGGACUUGAUCGAAUGGGCGAAACCACUGCUUCCCCACAGAAGAAAGUUGAAAAGCAUUAUUGACGGAAGGAUGGAGGGUCAGUACUCGUCCAAGGCAGCAUCGCGGUUGGCUCGUCUCACGCUGAAAUGCUUAGGAGAGAAUCCCAGAGCCCGUCCCUCCAUGAACGAAGUUGUGGAGGCUCUGGAACGAAUCCAAGGUCUCUAAACAAUGGAAGCGUGCGUGCAGGAGGAAUUGAACUGAGCAUACAGCUGGUUUGGGGUAGAUAGAUAGAUAACUACAGGUAGUGUUCGUGCCCUUGUUAAUUAAUUCGUGGGAGUGUACGUUGGGGAGUGCAUGGGAUUCUUUUCCCCUCAUCGUGUAUGCUGUUUGCUGAAUUCUCUAGAUCUGUAUUUGUGCUUGGGCUAGCUCUCCGUUUGUUGGAAGUUUUAAGAGCUGGUUUGCAUUGUGUAUAUUCCGUUCUCAUAGCUGCCAACAGCCAGUUCAUUAUCGAUAUCGAGAAGCAGCGAAGACAAUAUGAGUUUUGACACAA
Molecule: messenger RNA, 1634 nt
Organism: Malania oleifera
Lineage: Eukaryota; Viridiplantae; Streptophyta; Magnoliopsida; Santalales; Ximeniaceae
Product: probable serine/threonine-protein kinase PIX13
Exons: 7
Coding region: 203-1309 (368 amino acids)
Biological process (GO): protein phosphorylation
Molecular function (GO): ATP binding; protein kinase activity
Source: RefSeq, a predicted model, not a curated record